Molecule: messenger RNA, 22249 nt
Organism: Lates calcarifer (barramundi perch)
Lineage: Eukaryota; Metazoa; Chordata; Actinopteri; Centropomidae
Gene: obscnb
Product: obscurin, cytoskeletal calmodulin and titin-interacting RhoGEF b
Exons: 88
Coding region: 403-20913 (6836 amino acids)
Molecular function (GO): protein binding; guanyl-nucleotide exchange factor activity
Source: RefSeq, a predicted model, not a curated record
AGAGGCCAGGCCAGUCUGCUCCGCUCUCCUUCCCUUCCUCACCAACAGGCUAUCUCCUAUCUCCACAGUAAAUGACAAAUCUAUUUUGGACAGGAGGCUGCGCCAAAAGAGGCACGUCAGCUAUUUGGCAUCAUGAGGUACCGGAGAAGAAAGAAAAAAUAAGUCUAGUCAACCGCCCACCGCAGGAGACUGGGGGGAUGUUCCACCAUCCUGGAUUUACAACCAUUUCAAGGAUAUUUGAGCACAAAAAAGUUUUUUUUCUGUCAUUAAUGUUGGUGGGAUUUCUACUGCGCUGAUACUGGAGUAGGCUUCAUCCGGAAAUCCUGACGGCCAAUUGAAGUUAAAGCCCACAUGAUUCAACGCCAUUUUUACCUGAGUGGCUGAAGACUCAAGGAAAAAACAAUGGAUCCAAACUUGUUUGGAGGAGCCCCCAGGUUUCUCACUCGCCCAAAGGCAUUCUCGGUGUGUGCGGGCAAAGACACCACACUCAGCUGCACCAUCGUAGGCAGCCCAACCCCACUGAUCACCUGGGAGAAGGACAAGCUGAAGCUGACAUCUGGGGGCCGCUUCAAGACCGUGGAGGAUGGAAAUGUGUACCGUUUGACCAUCUAUGACUUAACGCUGGAGGACAGUGGCCAGUACAUGUGCCGGGCCAAAAACAGUGUUGGGGAGGCCUAUGCUGCUGUAACUGUUAAAGUGGCCCUGCCGACGGAGAUGGCCCAGAGGGCCCCUGUUUUCAUUGUAAAGCCUACCUCUGCACGUGUAGGUUUGGGAGGUGAUGUUGUUUUCCACUGCCGGGUUGCAGCUCACCCUGAAGCCAACUUUGAUUGGGAAAAGGAUGGGCGCUACCUGGGGGAGACGAACCGCAUCAAGAUCGUCUCUGACAGCGACAGCAGCACCUUAAAAAUCCAAAGUGUACGUAACCUUGACAACGGCACCUACACCUGCAGGGCCCAGAACAGCGUUGGCCGUGCGCACACCGCAGCAGCUCUUGUUGUAGACGCUCAGGAUUCCCGCCACCUGUCUGCGGAUAAGAACACCUCCCUCCUCUCUCACCUCCAAAAGCGCAAAGAGGAAAUGAAGAAGGAUAUCUCCAUCUAUCGCACUGAAGAGGGCAGCUCCUUGGUUUCCUCUUCCUCCACAGCCACCAUCGCAGACGGUUUGAGUCUGGAACAUCAGCUGAGGGCAUCAGUGCUGGCAAAGCUACCCAAAGGUGUGUUCACCCGAACCUGCACAGUGACUGAGGGCAAACAUGCCAAGCUCAGCUGCUUUGUGACGGGUCACCCUAAACCCCACAUUAUCUGGAGGAAGGAUGGAACCAACAUCAGUGAGGGCCGCAGACAUGUAAUUUAUGAGGACCAAGCUGAAAACUUCAUCCUCAAGAUCCUGUACUGCAAGCAGAGCGAUAAUGGCCUCUACACCUGCAAUGCAACCAACAUGGCUGGGCAGACCUACAGUGCUGUGUUGGUAACAGUGAAAGAGCCUAAAGUGCCCUUCAGAAGGAAGCUGCAGGAUGUGGAAGUACAGGAGAAAGCGUCGGCCAUGCUGAUGUGUGAGGUGCCUCAGAUUGCCACCCAGACCAACUGGUUCAUGGAGGAAACCAGGCUGGAGCAAAGUAUUAAAUAUCGCAUGGAAGAGGAGGGCACCCUGCGUCGCCUCACCAUACACAACGUCACCACCAACGAUGAUGGUGUUUAUGUCUGUGAGAUGAAAGAGGGCAGUCGCACUGUGGCUGAGCUCACUGUCCUGGGCAACAUUACCAAGAAGCUUCCCCGGAGAACAGUUGUUCCCGUCAGUGACACUGUCAUCUUCAUUGUGGAGCUGGAGCAUCCCUGCCCAGACGCCUACUGGACCCGCAAUGGGGAAAGACUGAAGGAGGAUUCCCGUAUUUCCAUUGCGUGUGUGCUCAGACAGUACACACUCACCAUUAGAGAUUGCCAGCCGGAUGACUCAGGAGAAGUGGCCUUUGUCGCUGGAGACUGCAAGACUUCAACUCGAUUCUCUGUCACUGCUGCAAGGAAACAUCCUCCCGAUCCCCCAGUCAAUGCUGUGGUGCAGAACAAGACUGACUCAUCCAUCACCAUCCAGUGGUCUCCUCCUGACAGCGAUCGCCCUGUGCCUAUCAAGGGUUACAUUGUGGAGAGGAGAAAGGUUGGCACUCAGACAUGGCAGAGGUGCAAUGCUGGAGAAACCAUUAUAACCACAGAGAUCACCAUCUGCAACUUCACUGAAGAGGCCAGCUACCAGUUCCGUAUCUCUGCCAUGAAUGACUUUGGCCAGAGUCCCUACCUGGAGGUGCCUGGAAGCUUCUACCUUGAACCCACUGCAGAAAUCAGGAAAGGCCUGAUGAACAGCACCGCAGUCUCUGGCGAGGAGUUCUCUGUCUCCGUGGAGCUGUCUGCUGUUUGUUCUGGCUUCUGGUCUCUGAAUGGCCGCCUCCUCCGCAGCGGAGCUGACUACCUCAUCACCAGGGCCAAGACCACACACACUCUGCUCAUCCGUGUCGUAACCAUGGAAAUGAAUGGAGCUGAAGUCAAGUUUGUGGGUGGAGGUUCACAAAGCAGUUGCAUCCUGUCUGUGAAGGCCCCUUCUGUUAGGUUCACUAACAAGUCAGAUUUGAUGGAGGUGGUGACCUGCAGUGCCCAAGCCACCGCUCAGCUGACUGCUGAGGUGUCGGAUUACGAUACACAGGUGGUUUGGAUGAAGAAUGGGAAGGAGCUGAAAAUGGGCAAGAAGUAUGAAUACGUCAUCACUGACCGCAAGAGAAUCCUGAUGGUACACAACGUUACAGAGGAAGAUGUGGGCAUCUAUGAGUGUGUUUUAGCUGAUGACAGGAUGUCUGUGCAACUCGCUCUUAAAGAUGAACCUGCCAAGUUUCUGAACAAGGCCAGAGGUCCCAUGGGGCUGUCAUCUUCCCUUAAAGGAGAUCUUGAGCUAAGCUGUGAGGUGUCUCCUGCCAGCGCAGCCGUUGUGUGGAGAAAAGAUCAGGUGGAAAUCACUGAGGACCAAAGAACUACCAUCAUCUCUAAAGGGACUCAAAGGAAACUCAUCAUCAAGAACGCAAAGAAAAGUGACGAAGGACAUUACUCCUGUGAGACGGCAGCGGACAAAGUCACAUUCCAGGUCAAGAUAAAAGAAACUCAAGCCCUCGCUGCCUUCUCCAACAAGGAGUCAGUCCAAAGGGAGGUGAAAGCCACUCUCUCCCAGAAAGCAACUCUUAGUUGCACCGUGUCUGAUGGCAAGACAGAAGUGAAAUGGUAUAAAGAUGGCAAGGUGUUGGUAUCCAGUCGGACCAUAUACUCAGAGGUAAAAGGCAAUACUCGUCAGCUGGUGAUUGAAAAAGUGGAGAGGAGUGAUGCUGGAGAAUAUACCUGUGAAGCUGGAGUGGAUAAGCUGGUCUUCAAGGUAUCUGUGUCAGAGGCCCAGUCAGCUUUCUUCAACAAGGAGUCAGUUCAGAAGGAGGUGAAAGCCACUCUCUCCCAGAAAGCCACUCUGAGCUGUGAGGUAGCUGAUUCCAAGACAGAGGUGAAAUGGUAUAAGGAUGGCAAGAUCCUCGCUUCUAGCAAGGUGAUUCACGCAGAGUCGAAGGGCAAGAGUCGCCAGCUGGUGAUCGACAGCGUGGAGAAGAAGGAUGCUGGAGAGUACAUCUGUGAGGCUGGGACUGACAAGUUGGUCUUCAAACUCCAGGUAGCAGACACACAGGUCCAGUCUGCAUUCUCCAACAAGGAGUCUAUCCAGAGGGAUGUGAAAGCCAUUCUCUCCCAGAAAGCCACUCUGAGCUGUGAGGUAGCUGAUAUGAAGACAGAGGUGAAAUGGUACAAGGAUGGCAAACUGCUCACUUCUAGCAAGACAAUCCACGUAGAGUCGAAGGGCAAGAGUCGCCAGCUGGUGAUCGACAGCGUGGAGAAGAAGGAUGCUGGAGAGUACAUCUGUGAGGCUGGGACUGAGAAGUUGGCCUUUAAAGUACACGUGGACGUCACCUCCACAGAAAUCUCAGCUAAGUCUGCUUUCCUCAACAAAGAAUCUGUCCAGAAAGAAGUGAAAGCCACUCUCUCCCAGAAAGCCACUCUGAGCUGUGAGGUAGCUGAUAACAAGACAGAGGUGAAAUGGUACAAAGAUGGCAAAGUGCUGAGUCCCAGCAGAACAGUUCGCUUGGAAUCAAAGGGCAAGAUUCGUCAGGUGGUGAUGGACAGCGUGGAGAAGAAAGAUGCGGGAGAGUACAUCUGUGAAGUCGGGACAGAAAAAUUGGCAUUUAAAGUACAGAUGACAGAUGUCCAACUCAAGUCAGCCUUCUCCAACAAGGAGUCUGUCCAAAGGGAGGUGAAAGCCAUUCUCUCCCAGAAAGCUACUUUGACCUGUGAGGUAGCUGAUAUGAAGACAGAGGUGAAAUGGUACAAGGAUGGCAAACUGCUCACUUCUAGCAAGACAAUCCAUGUAGAGUCGAAGGGCAAGAGUCGCCAGCUGGUGAUCGACAGCGUGGAGAAGAAGGAUGCUGGAGAGUACAUCUGUGAGGCUGGGACUGACAAGUUGGUCUUUAAGAUACAGGUGGCAGAUGCCCCAGCUGGCUUCUCUAACAAGGAGUCAGUCCAAAAAGAGGUGAGAGCCACUCUCUCCCAGAAAGCCACUCUGAGCUGUGAGGUUUCUGAUUCCAAGACAGAGGUGAAAUGGUACAAGGACGGCAAGCUGCUCACUUCCAGCAAAGCAGUUCACAUGGAGUCAAAGGGCAAGAGUCGUGAGCUGGUGAUCGAAAAAAUGGAGAAAAAAGACGCUGGAGAGUAUACAUGUGAGGCUGGAACAGAGAAGCUUGUAUUCAAGCUGCAGGUGACAGAUGCAGCUGUUAAGUUCCAGAAGAAGCCUGUCAAGGACACAUGUGUAGUUCAAGCAAGUGAAAACAUUGUUCUGACCACUGAGCUGACCACAGAGAGUGGCAGUGUGAAGUGGUUUAGAGAUGGUGUGGAGGUCAAGGAGAGCAGCAAGUAUGAGAUGAAAAAAGAUGGCCGCUCUCGCACUCUGAUCGUAAAAUCCACCGAAGCCAAAGACAGUGGAAUAUACUCCUGUCAAACUGCUGAUGACAAACUGGAGUUCAAAGUUCAGGUUAAAGAUUCAGCUUUGAAGUUUGUUGUCCCCUUGAAAUCUGUUGAUGUGGAGCUGGGGGGCACGUUCAGCCUGAUGUGUGAACUAAAUCAAGCCUCGGGGGAUGUCAUCUGGCACCAUAAUGGUCGUGAGAUAAAACCUGGAGGCAGGUACUGCAUCAGGACAGACGGCGCCAAGCGGGUUCUCACUGUGACCGGCAUGGCUAAGGAAGAUGAGGGAGAAUACAGCUGUGAAUGUCGCAAUGACAAGACCUCUGCUAAAGUCUCCUCCAAAGCGCCCAGACUGGUGAGGUUGACUGCCAAACUGAACAAUGUGGCUGCAAUGGAGGGAAAAGAUGCCAUUUUCAAGUGUGCUGUCACCCCAGCCGACGUCAACGUUAAGUGGUUCCACAACAGUAUUCCCGUCACUGCUGGGCUGAAGUAUAAGAUUGAGCACGGUGGCAACAGUCACUCACUCACCGUCACCUCUGUCACCCAGAAAGAUGCUGGAGAGAUUAGUGUUGAUGCAGAAGGCAAAAGCUGCAAAGCAACCCUGCAAGUGCAACAUGAGCCUGUGACUUUUAAGAAGAAGCUAGAAAACCUGACAGUGGAGGAGCAGAGCGAAGUGAAGCUGGAGGUGGAGCUCAGUAAAGCAUCAAAUGAAGUCAGGUGGAUGAAGAACAGUGUAGUGCUGCAGCCUGCAGGAAACCUGGAGAUUCGGGUAGAUGGAGCCAAGCAGGCUCUGGUCUUCAAGAGCGUGACUCACGCUGACCGUGGCAUCUACUCCUGUGAAACUUUGGAUGAUAAGACGCAGGCCAAACUCAGUGUAGAGAUGAAGAAGAUCCAUGUAAUAAAGGGCCUAGCAGAAACCAAGGCACAUGAGACAGAGACAGUAACACUUGAGGUAGAACUGAGCCAGGCUGAUGUCGAUGGCUCCUGGACCAGGGAUGGGGCCAAGCUGAGGUCGGGGGCAAACUGCCGUAUCACGGCUCUGGGAAAGAAGCACGCCCUUACGUUGUCCAAUCUCAAGAGGGAGGAUGCAGGAACUAUUGCCUUCCAUGCAGAGGGCAUCCAUACUUCUGGGAAACUGAUUAUCACAGAACCUCCAGCAAUGAUCUCCAAGCCCAUGAUGGAUAUCAGUGUUCCUGAGAAGGAGAAAGCUACGUUUGAAUGUGAAGUGUCCAGAACAAAUGCAGAUGUUAAAUGGUUCAAGGAUGAUGCAGAACUGAAACCAGGGAAAAACUUCAGCAUCCAUUCCUCGGGCCGAAAGCGUACUUUGGUCAUCAACAAAUGCACCCCUGAAGAUACAGGCUCUUACAUCUGUCGUACUACUGAUGACAACACCGCUGCCAAGCUCACUGUCCAUGCCAGAGAAAUCAAGAUAAUUAAAAAACUGGAGGAUGUGGAAGUGAUGGAGAAGGAGAGUGCCACUUUCGUCUGUGAAAUCUCACACGAUGAAGUGGACUGUCAGUGGCACAAAGGGAGUGCUAAACUCAAAGCUGGUGACAACAUCAAGAUGAGACAGGAGGGCCGAACCUAUGUGUUGCUGUUUAAGUCAGUUUCCCCAGAAGAUAUGGGUGAGAUUAAAUUUACAGCUGAGAAGGCCUCUUCAACUGCAAAACUUAAAGUGAAAGAGCUGCCUGUCAAGUUUGUGAAGAAACUCAGGGAUAAGAUAGCGAUGUAUAAGCAUCGUGGUCAUCUUGAAUGCCAAGUGUCACGUGCCAGUGCGAAGGUGAAGUGGUACAAGAACAAGCUGGAGAUCAAACCCGGCAAGAAGUACGAAAUCAAAAGUGAGGACGUGUACCGAAAACUCACCAUCAAUGAUGUGGACUCCGGAGACGAAGACACAUACACCUGUGACGCCACUGAUGACAAGACAUCCUGCAAACUGCUUGUAGAAGAGCAGUCCAUCAGCAUUGUGCGAGAGCUUAGUUCAGUAGAAGUGACAGAACCAUUUGCAGCUGUUUUCGAAGUUGAAAUCAGUAUGGAACUGGUGAAACCUCCUAUAUGGACACUGAAUGGAGUCGCUGUGCAGGAGAGCACUGACGUUGAAAUGGAGAAAGAGGGCACUUUGCACCGUCUCACUUUCAAAAAGACCAAAGCAUCGAUGACGGGACCUGUGCAGUUCACAGCUGGGAAGAGCAAAUCUCUUGCUCAACUCACAGUCAAAGAGCGACCACUUGAGAUCGCAGAGCCCAUCAAAGAUGUGAAGGCCAAAGAGAAAAGCUCUGCCAUAUUAACCUGCAAGUUUUCCGCACCGCCCAAAGAGGUUAACUGGUUUAAAGGACAGGUACCUCUGACAGCAUCAGACAAGUAUAACAUGAAGCAAGAUGCUACAAGGGCUCAACUUACCAUUCAGAGGUUAACUGAGGAAGACAGUGGAGAGUACCGCUGUCAGUCUGGACCAGCUGAGACCAAAGGCAAACUUACUGUUGAAGUGCGUGAAAUUAAAAUCACCAAGCACAUGUCGAACACAGAGGUUGAUGAAGACAAUGAUGCAGUGUUCACAUGUGAGAUUAACUAUGCAGAUGAAGAGGCACAGUGGCUUCUGAAUGACAAGGUGCUCUUUACUAACGAAGUUAACACAGUCACUCACGAGGGGAAGGUUCACAAGCUCACACUGAAGAACUUGGCACCCCAGGAUGGGGGCACUAUCACCUUUCAAGUACGCAAGGUGAAAGAGUCUGUUACACUUAAGGUUAAAGAGAAGCGUGCAGUGUUCCUCAAGUCUCUGGACGAUAUCAUCGGAGAGGAGAAAGGCAUGAUAACUCUGGCGUGUGAGGCGUCUAAGCCCAGGGUUUCUCCCAUAUGGAGAAAAGAGGGUAAAGUCUUGAAGGCUGGACCAAAGUAUGAGCUCCUUCACACGGGCAAGUCCUUGGGACUGAUCAUCAAGGAUGUCACCAAAGAUGACGCUGGGGAGUACACUUGCGAUCUCGGAACUGAGGUUUCUAAAGCAAAGGUCACUGUAAGAGAGAUUGGCAUUGGAAUUACCAAAUGGCUGAAGUCAGCUGAGGUGAACGAGGGAGAGACAUGCAACUUUGAGUGCAUUCUGUCUCGUGAGAGCACGGAUGAGUGCUCGUGGACUCUUAAUGGUAAAACCAUUUCAAACGGAGGCCGUUUUAAGGUUAUCAGUAAAGGCCGCAAGUACAUGCUAACCAUUAAGGAUGUCACCCCUGCUGAUGCUGGUGAAGUGGUCUUCAAAAUUAAAGACCUGAGCUCUAAAACAACAUUAACUGUUGAAGGCAGAGCCUCAUCUGUGUCCAGAGGACUACAGAACGUUAGUGCUGUUCAAGGGGAAGAUGCUGUAUUUACCUGUGAGGUGACACAGGCUAGUUCCACAGUAAAGUGGGCCAAGGAAGACAGAGCCAUUAAAAAGAGCCAGAAGUAUGACAUCAGCCAAGAAGAUAAGGUCAUGAAGCUCACAAUCCAUAAUGUCUCUGCUCAAGACUCUGGAGAGUACAGUUGUGAAGUUGUUGGUGGUGCGACCACCAGGGCCCAACUGGAAAUCAAGGAACCAAUCCAUAAAUUCAUCAAACCACUAAAGGACAGCCAAGCAGAUGAGAAGGGCUCUGUGACAUUGCAGUGUGAGACAGCCCAGACCCCAUCCGUGGUGAUAUGGCUUAAAGGUCACACAGAGCUCAAGGCUGGCGGUCGAUAUGAGAUGUCCCAGAAAGAGGGGGUCUUAACUCUCACCAUCAAACGUUUGGAGGAGAAAGACACCGAUAUCUACACUUGUGACGUGGGCACUGCUAAGAGCAUGGCAAAGGUGACAGUCAAAGCCCUGCCCGCCAGUUUUACAGAAAAGCUCAAGAACCAGGAUAAAAAAGAAGGGGAGACUGUGACUCUUCGCUGUGAGUUAUCAAAACCUGCAGCUGAUGUUCAGUGGAAGAAAGGCUCUGAAAUUCUGAAAGCUGGAGAGAAGUAUGAGAUGAAGCAGCAGGACAGCUCUUUGGAACUUCAUAUUAAAGAUUUGAAAGUUGAAGAUAGUGGAGAGUACUCUUGUGUCUGUGGGGAUCAGAAGACAUCUGCAACUGUGAAAGUCAAUGCAUUGCCGCCGACCUUCACACAGAAGCUGAAGAACCAGGAAGUCGAGGAGGGAGUCAGCGUUACUCUGCAUUGUGAGAUCUCUAAACCUGGAGUUCCUGUGGAGUGGAAGAAGGGAGCACAGGUCCUGAAGUCUGGAGAGAAGUACCAGAUGAAGCAGAAGGCCUCUGUGAAUGAACUCCUGAUCAACAAAGUUGUACCAGAAGACAGUGGAGACUACAGCUGUGUGUGUGGAGAUCAGAAGACCACAGCUAGCCUCAAUGUAAAGGCCCAACCAGUGACCUUCAAACAGAAGUUGGAGAGCCAGAAGGCUGAAGAGGGAACCAGCAUUACUCUGCGUUGUGAGAUCUCUAAACCUGGAGUUCCUGUGGAGUGGAAGAAGGGAGCACAGGUCCUGAAGUCUGGAGAGAAGUACCAGAUGAAGCAGAAGGCCUCUGUGAAUGAACUCCUGAUCAACAAAGUGGUACCAGAAGACAGUGGAGACUACAGCUGUGUGUGUGGAGAUCAGAAGACCACAGCUAGCCUCAAUGUAAAGGCCCAACCAGUGACCUUCAAACAGAAGUUGGAGAGCCAGGAGACUGAGGAGGGAGCCAGCAUUACUCUGCAUUGUGAAAUCUCUAAACCUGGAGUUCCUGUGGAGUGGAAGAAGGGAGCACAGGUCCUGAAGUCUGGAGAGAAGUACCAGAUGAAGCAGAAGGCCUCUGUGAAUGAACUCCUGAUCAACAAAGUUGUGCCAGAAGACAGUGGAGACUACAGCUGUGUGUGUGGGGAUCAGAAGACCACAGCUAGCCUCAACGUGAAGGCCCAACCAGUGACCUUCAAACAGAAGUUGGAGAGCCAGAAGGCUGAAGAGGGAACCAGCAUUACUCUGUGUUGUGAGAUCUCUAAACCUGGAGUUCAAGUAGAGUGGAAGAAGGGAGCACAGGUCCUGAAGUCUGGAGAGAAGUAUCAGAUGAAGCAGAAGGCCUCUGUGAAUGAACUCCUGAUCAACAAAGUUGUACCAGAAGACAGUGGAGAGUACAGCUGUGUGUGUGGAGACCAGAAGACCACAGCUAGCCUCAAUGUAAAGGCCCAACCAGUGACCUUCAAACAGAAGUUGGAGAGCCAGGAGACUGAGGAGGGAGCCAGCAUUACUCUGCAUUGUGAGAUCUCUAAACCUGGAGUUCCUGUGGAGUGGAAGAAGGGAGCACAGGUCCUGAAGUCUGGAGAGAAGUAUCAGAUGAAGCAGAAGGCCUCUGUGAAUGAACUCCUGAUCAACAAAGUUGUACCAGAAGACAGUGGAGACUACAGCUGUGUGUGUGGAGAUCAGAAGACCACAGCUAGCCUCAACAUUAAGGCCCAACCAGUGACCUUCAAACAGAAGUUGGAGAGCCAGAAGGCUGAAGAGGGAACCAGCAUUACUCUGCGUUGUGAAAUCUCUAAACCUGGAGUUCCUGUGGAGUGGAAGAAGGGAGCACAGGUCCUGAAGUCUGGAGAGAAGUAUCAGAUGAAGCAGAAGGCCUCUGUGAAUGAACUCCUGAUCAACAAAGUGGUGCCAGAAGACAGUGGAGACUACACUUGUGUGUGUGGAGACCAGAAGACCACAGCCAGCCUCAACGUGAAGGCCCAGCCAGUGAGCUUCAAACAGAAGUUGGAGAGCCAGGAGGCUGAGGAGGGAACCAGCAUUACUCUGCGUUGUGAAAUCUCUAAACCUGGAGUUCCUGUGGAGUGGAAGAAGGGAGCACAGGUCCUGAAGUCUGGAGAGAAGUACCAGAUGAAGCAGAAGGCCUCUGUGAAUGAACUCCUGAUCAACAAACUUGUACCAGAAGACAGUGGAGACUACAGCUGUGUGUGUGGGGAUCAGAAGACCACAGCCAGCCUCAAUGUGAAGGCCCAACCAGUGACCUUCAAACAGAAGUUGGAGAGCCAGGAGACUGAGGAGGGAACCAGCAUUACUCUGCAUUGUGAGAUCUCUAAACCUGGAGUUCCUGUGGAGUGGAAGAAGGGAGCACAGGUCCUGAAGUCUGGAGAGAAGUACCAGAUGAAGCAGAAGGCCUCUGUGAAUGAACUCCUGAUCAACAAAGUUGUACCAGAAGACAGUGGAGACUACAGCUGUGUGUGUGGGGAUCAGAAGACCACAGCUAGCCUCAACGUUAAGGCUGUGAAGCUGUCAGCUCCUCCUUCAGCAGCUAAACUGGAAACUAAAAGGCAGGAGACCAGGGAAACAAUGGAAGCCAAGACACAUGCAGCUCCCUCCAUAGCUGCUAAAGACAAACACAACAGGCAGGAGAUAAAUGGAGCAGUGGAAGCUGUGGUUCUGCCAGCUACUGAACAGGCUCCUAAACAGCAGCUUCUCAAACAGGAGAUUCAGAGAGAUUCACAACAGCUUAAAGUGGGAGGUGAAGCUGAGAAGACAGCUGCUGGACUAUCUGUCAAACAGGAUGCCCAGAAGCAGGGGACCAAAGGAUCAGUAGCAGUUACAGCAGAGAAGUCACCAGCUUCAGCAGUGAUCUCCAAAGUUGAACCUGAGAAGCAGGAAUCCAAAAAGAGAGCUGAAGUUCUUCCAGUCAUAGUCAUUCAAGACCUGGAAAGCCAGGAAGCUGAGGAGGGAGGUAGUGUUACUCUGCACUGUGAGCUUUCUAAACCCGGACUCCCUGUCGAAUGGAAGAAGGGAACUCAAGUUCUGAGUUUGGGAGAAAAGUACCAAAUGAGACAAACAGGAUUCAGUUAUGAGCUACACAUCUUUGAUCUGAAACCUGGAGACACAGGAAACUACUCAUGCUGUUCAGAGGACACAAUAAGCUCAGCCUCUCUUGCAGUAAAUGCUGCCCCAAUCAUAUUUACAAAAGAGCUGGAAAGCCUAACAGCUGACGAGGGCGACAGUGUCACCCUGCACUGUGAGCUCUCUAAACCUGGUGUUCCUUUGGAGUGGAGGAAAGGACAGCUUGGUCUAUGUUCUUGUGCCAAGUAUGAAAUUGGACAGACAGGAAAAGUUGCCACACUAGUAAUCCAUGAUGUAGACCCAGCGGACUCUGGGAGUUACACAUGUGACACUGGUGACCAUCAAAGCACUGCAGAACUAACUGUAAAGGCCCAGCCUGUUCUUUUCAAAACCCAGCUGCAGAACCUCGAAAGAGAGGCAGGAGAAAUAGCCAUUCUUCGCUGUGAGACCACAAAACCAGGAGCCAGUGUGGUCUGGAGGUGCAGCGACAGAGUGCUUGAAUCCAGCAGCAAGUAUCAGUUGAAACAGGAAGGGACUGUAGUCGAGCUUGUUGUCUAUAAACUGCAGGGAGCUGACUCAGGAGAGUACUCCUGUGACACAGGCAGUCAGAGGACUUCAGCUGUCCUCACUGUGCGGGAGGUUGAGGUCAACAUACUGAAAUUCUUGGAGAGCUGCGUUGUAUGUGAGGGUGAAGACGUCCACUUUGAGUGUGUGGUUUCUCAUGAGGAGACACCUCUGGCCCAGUGGAAACUCGAGGACGUCCCACUGCAGAAUAACGAAAUGAACCUGAUCAAGGCUGAGGGCAAAGUACACAGCCUCACACUCAGAGGUGUCACCGCAGCUGACUCAGGAACAGUCACUUUCACAGUGGGAAACCACACUUCCACUGCGUCUCUAACAGUCAGAGCAGCCGCACCCGUGCUGUUCAAGAAGGAGCUGGAAAGUCAAGAGGCCACCGAAGGAGGCAAAGCCACCCUGUCCUGUGAGACGUCCCGCCCUGACUGUAAGGUGACCUGGCGGAAGGGCUCAACUGUGCUCACACAUGGGGAGAAGUACACCAUAGAGCAGAGAGCUACUACUCACACCCUGGUUAUACACAAGCUGAAUGUGGAGGAUAGUGGAGAUUAUACCAGCGACACAGGGGACAGGAAAAGCACUGCUACCCUGACUGUUAAAGAGCGUGUGCGCAUCACCCGAGAACUCUGCGACAUUACCGUAAUCACUGGGCAGGACGCUGUCUUUGAAGUGGAGCUCUCACACUCAGGCGUGGCAAACGGGGAAUGGUGGCUUGGAGACAACCUUCUCCAGAAUAACGACCUGAAUCAAAUGAGCAGCCACGGCAAGGUGCACCGUUUGGUCCUGAAGAUGGUGACCACAGACGAAUCAGGAGAUGUUGCCUUUGUCAUGGGAGAAGAGAAGAGCGUGGCCUGCCUGCUGGUGGAGGAGAAACCCAAAGUGUUAAUAUUAGAGAAACCGCACAACACUGUGGCAGUAGAGGAUGAAACGGUCACUCUGGCCUGCACCAUCUCUGACCCCAAGGCCAAUGUGAUCUGGAUCAGAAACAACAUGGCCAUCCAAGCAGGUCUCAAGUAUGACCUGAGGAAGAAUGGAGCUUUCCAUGAGCUUUGUAUCUACAAUGUGGUGCCUGAGGACUCUGGAACGUACACCUGUGACACCGGAGAUGCACAGUGUGACGUCACCUUGACCGUGGAAGGUGCCCCAGUGUUCUUCCAAAAAGAGCUCACGAGCGAGGACGCCAUUGAGGGUGAUGAUAUCACCCUGCGUUGUGAGGUGUCUAAGCCAGGUGUUCGUGUUGAGUGGAGGAAAGGAGGCAUGGUCCUCCAGCCCGGUAAGAAGUAUCAGAUGAGGCAGAAAGGGUGCGUCCAAGAGCUCUGUAUACAGAACCUGGAGCCUGAAGACAGUGGCUACUACACCUGUGACGCAGGAGACCAGCUCACUACAGCUUCUUUGGCAGUGAAAGUGAAAGAAGUCCUCAUUGUUUCUGGUCUUAAGACCACCGACGUCUUUGUUGGGGAAUGGGCAACCUUCUCCUGCCAGCUGUCUGGUAGGGCGCCUGGCAAGGUGCAGUGGUGGUUGGAUGGCACCUUGCUGGAGAACAGCCCCUUUAGUGAGAUAGGGCUGAGCCAGGGCCACAUCUACACGCUCACCUUAAAGAACCUGGCCACAGAUGACUCUGGCACCGUCAUGUUCAAAGCUGGCAGUUUAACGUCAACAGCCAAGCUCUUAGUCAAAGAUCCCACAGUUGAAGUGGUGAGCGAGAUGGAGGACCUUCGGGUGGUCGAAAACCAACCGGCCCAGUUCAUCUGCCAGUACUCACGGCCGGUCAAGGCUCAGUGGAAGAAAGACGGGCAGCCACUGCUGGCUGAUGGCCGAAGGGUGGUAGUGGAGCAGGACUGGAAUGUGGCUCGCUUGUACAUUAGCUGCGUGUCCGCUGAGGACAGGGGAACAUACUCCUGUGAAGCAGAGGGGACCUGUGUGGUUGCUUCACUUCAUGUGGAAGGCAAACCCAUUACCAUUGUCCAGGGCUUAGAGAAUAUGGAAACCUUUGAUGGAGGCGAAGCACUGUUUGAGUGUGCCCUCUCACGUCCUGAGAGCAAAGAUUUCUGCUGGCUUCUUGAUGGCAAACCAGUGAAAGAAUCUCCUAAUGCUGAGGUAGUGACGUUUGAGAGUGGUCGUCGUCAUCUGCUCCUGCUGAAAGAGUUGCGCGUUAAAGACAGUUGCACAGUGACCUUCAAAGCUGGCACAGCAUCCACAUCUGCCCAGCUCUCUGUCAAGGGAUGGCAGCUGGAUGUUGUGAAGGGUCUGGAGGACAGGGUGGCUGCAGUGGGAGAGAAGGUUGAAUUUUGUGUCGAGCUGACCGAGCCCAUCCCUGCGGCAGAAGUAGCUUGGUAUGCUAAUGGAGUCGAGCUCAAGCCCAGCGAUCUCUGGGCUAUGAGGGCUGACGGCCGCUCGUAUCGCCUUGUCCUUAGACAGGCACCACUUUUGCCCCAGCAGGAAAUAACAUUUGCUGCUAGGGAUGCUCUUUCUUUGGCCAAGCUUACCAUCAUCACUGUACCUGAUCCCCCAGAGGACCCUGAGGUCCUCAGUAAGACCAAACAGUCCGUUACUCUUUCUUGGUUCACUCCACUACACGAUGGGGGGAGUCCCAUCCUGGGCUACAGGGUGGAGAUGCGGCUGGUGGACAGUGCCCUCUGGCUUCCGUGUCAUUCCGAACCUGUGUGUAACACAGAGUUUGUGGUUGAAAAUCUUAUUCCAGGGAGCAGUUAUAGGUUCAGAGUGGCAGGCAUUAACAGAGCUGGGACUGGAGAGCCUGUUGAGCUGCCUCAAACUGUGCAGCUCGAGGCACCUGUGCAGCCACUCAUUUGUCCAGGUGGAGAGGCAAAACAGAUGGAGGCAGAAGUGCUGGGGCAGCCAAGCCUGCCUCCAGAGGCUGCUGAAGAAGGUGAUCUCCAUGAGCUGUGGGAGGCUUCGGCUAAGAAACGGCGCAUGAGUCGAGAGCCCACUUUGGACUCCAUCACUGAACAACCUGAGGAUGGACAGAAGUCGGCAAAGACAGUAGAAAUAAAAUCAGGAGAGAAGGAGCAGGUCAUUGUGUCUAAGAAGCAGACAGAGUCCAACUUAUGCACCAGCUCUGGGGACGAGUCAGGGGGUUCAUCGCUUGUGUCUUACCUCAAGAAGAGCAGCAAAUCUACUGUCACAGCAGCCAAUGAGGCAGAGACACUGUCCACUGAGAGAUUCUUUGCACAUUUCCAGAUGGCAGAGCAGAGAACAGUGCAUCAGACUGAAGUGAAAACAACUGUAGUUGAGCAGAUAGAUAAAAAAGAGGUAUCCACAGAGGAGGCUAGCAUAAUGGAGAUCAGUAAAGAGGACGAGCCUGAGCUCAGAGAGGCUGCCAUUAAGAUUCAAGCAGCCUUCAAGGGCUACAAGGCCCGCAAGGACAUGCGUCCUGUCUUCAAAGACGUCUUCAAAGAUCAGACCAAAGAACCUAAUGGCACCAUACAUCUGGAAUGUGUGGCAGAAGGUAAACCUGAUAAGGUGCGUUGGCUGAAGGAUGGAGAACCAUUGACAGAUGGCAAACACCACCACAUUGAUAUCUACAAUGAUGGUACUUGCUCACUGGUCAUUACUGCCAUCACCACAAAGGAUACUGGGGUUUACACCUGUGAGGUCACCAACAAGUUUGGAGUUACCUCCCACAGUGGUAAAGUGACAGUAGGAACAGUAAGAGAGUCAUCUGGGCGCCGUCCACUAACGGUGGGCUACAGUGCCGACAGUGAGCCCGAGAGCUCCUCAGGUAGUGAAAUGGAUGAGUCACUGAGGCAGGCAAGCAGACGUCUGCGGCGCCUGUUGCGCACACGUCUCCCACCAGAUGUUGAGGAAGAACCGUUUGUCAGUGCAGAUGAAGGAGACCUGCAUCCCCCAGAUCCUCACUCUUAUCGUGAGGAUGACAAUUACAUCUACAUUCGCUUUGAUUCACGGACAGAGGCUGAAGUCGCCUCUAAGAGGUUCCAGGAGAUGUUUACAGUCCAUGGGGUUCCUGUGGAGACCACCAUCCUGGAGGCAGGGCCUCUCAAAGUGGAGCUGCGGAUUAGAAAGAUGGGCUACGUGCAAGAUGGCACACAGACCCCCACACAAGAUAGACAGCCUCCUGCAUUCAUGACUGGAGCCCUGGCUGCCCCAGUCUUCUUGACAGAGCUGCAGAGCCAGGACGUUCCAGAUGGUUAUCCGGUCAGCUUUGAUUGUGUUGUGAUUGGCAAGCCCCCUCCAACUGUCCGCUGGUAUAAGGAUGGUAAAUUGUUGGAGGAGAAUGACCAUUACAUGAUCAAUGAAGACCAGGAGGGCUGCCACCAGCUGAUCAUUACCACUGUGCUUCCCACUGACAUGGGCGUCUAUCGCUGCACAGCUGAAAACAGCAGCGGCAUCGCAGCCACUAAGGCUGAACUCAGAGUUGACAUGUCUUGCAGCUCAGAUUAUGACACUGCUGCUGAUGCCACUGAGACAUCCUCCUAUGUCAGUGCCAAAGGCUACAUGUCCAGGGAAACUGAGACCUUUGAGUCUGUGGCUGAAGAUGAUCAGCUGCCACAAGUGGUGGAGGAGCUUCAUGACGUUCAUGUUAGUCCAGGUUCACCUAUUGCUAAAAUGCAACUCAGAGUAAAAGGCUUCCCCAAACCCAGAGUAUACUGGUUCAAAGAUGGCCACCCUCUUCGGCCCUCAGAAAGGAUUCAGUUGAUGGCAGAGAGAGAUGCUCAUGGUGUGGAGAUUCUAGAGGUGAAGAAAGAAGAUAUGGGGGAGUACUCUGCUUACAUCAGCAAUGCAGCCGGUUCUGCUUACUCCUCUGCCCGACUGAUAGUUCUGAGUCCUGGGGAGAUUAUGCCACAAGAUAAGAAAGACUCCAAGGAACCCCUGGUGCCACCUCGCUUCCUUGAAAGAUUCAGUAACAGGAAGGUGAAACAGGGAGCAAGCAUCACUCUGUCUGUCAAAGUAGAAGGGUCUCCCACUCCUAUGGUCUCCUGGCUAAAGGAGGAAUCACAGGAGGAUGUCCUGUGGAUCAAACCUGAUACUAAGGGAUACAAAAUAGCAAGUUCUGGACGCCAGCACAGCCUCAUCUUGAUGGAUGUGGGCACAGAGUACACUGGCGCCUACACCUGUAUUGCUACAAAUAGAGCAGGACAGUCCAUCUGCACUGCCCACCUUGAGGUGGAUGACACACCCCAAACAAAGAAAGAGACCAAAGCCUCAGAGGUUCUUGGCAUUACAGUCAGUCCACCAGAAGAGGGGGCUAGCACGGCAAAAGAGGGUAAAAUACCCUGCCUAGGUGAAGUAGGUACAGAGGAAUUCCUAAUGAAACUCACCUCCCAGAUCACUGAAAUGGUUUCAGCAAAGAUCAGCCAGGACAGCUUACAGAAUCAUGAAGUGCUCCAGUGGAUGAAAUCUUGGCCCAAAACUACCACUUCAUUACGCGUACCUGGUGUCGACAGUGAUGACGAGACCAAGACUCCUUCUCCAUCACCUCAUCACGGUCGCUCUCGUCCUCCAUCCCUCAUUGCCGACUCCUCAUCAGAGUCUGAUGAGGGGGAUGCCAGGGGAGAGAUGUUUGACAUCUAUGUGGCAACAGCUGACUACAACCCCACCAUGGCAAGCAAAGAAUCUAUCUCUCUGAAAGAGGGACAGUAUGUGGAGGUUUUGGACUCAGCCCAUCCACUCAAAUGGUUAGUCCGGACCAAACCGACCAAAACUACACCAUCCCGUCAAGGCUGGGUCUCACCUGCCUACUUGGACAAGAAACUCAAACUCUCAGCUGAUACAGGUGACCUCCCAGAGACAAGUGCAGAGGAGGUGACUGAGGGUGAAUACAAGAGGAAAUUGUUCCAACUGAUCCAGGACCUGAUAAACAGUGAAUCAGAGUUUGUAAAGGAGAUAGACUUCUUCACCUCCCAUCACCUGAAGCAUGCAGAUGGCCCUGAUGCACCGCCUGAUGUCAGCAGCCAAAAGGAAACCAUAUUCAGGAACGUUGAUGAUAUCAAGUCCUUCCACAGCAAGGCAUUCCUGCCAAAGCUAAAUGACUGCGACACAGAUGAUGAUAUAGCCAUGUGCUUCCUGAAGAACAAGGAGGGCUUUGAGAAGUACCUCCAGUAUCUCGUUGGUCAGGGUCAGGCAGAAUCUGCUGUCAGUGACAAGACGGUCCACCGCUUCUUCAAGGAAUACACUGAGAAAGAACAGGCUAAUGCAGACCCUUCAGGUCCCCCUGUACACAGCAUCAACACCUACCUCCAACAACCACUGGAGAGGAUUCAGAAAUACAAGGCUUUCCUCAAGGAGCUCAUUCGGAACAAGGCAAAAAAUGGUCAGAACUGCUGCCUGCUGGAGGAGGCUUAUGCAAUGGUGUCUGCACUCCCUCAACGCUCAGAGAAUACCCACCACGUCUCCAUGAUCGAGAACUAUCCGGCCACACUGGAAGUACUCGGAGAGCCAAUUAGACAGGGACCCUUCCAAGUGUGGGAGGGAGCGCCUGGAAUUAGGACGUCCUCUAGAGGUCACCACCGCCACGUCUUCCUCUUUAAGAACUACUGUAUAAUCUGCAAACCCAAGAGAGACAGCAACACUGAUACUCAAGCAUAUGUCUUUAAGAACAUGAUGAAGCUGAAUAACAUUGAUGUGAAUGAGACGGUGGAGGGUGAUGACCGUGCCUUUGAAAUCUGGCACGAACGUGAGGACUCUGUGAGGAAAUACACCUUGCAGGCCCGAACUGUUACCAUCAAGAACUCAUGGUUGAGGGACUUCAGAGAACUCCAGCAGCGUUACAGCAUGCCUACAUGGAGUCCCCCUGACUUUGAUGAAAUUCUGGCAAACUGCACAGCAGAGCUGGGACAGACUGUUAAGCUGGCCUGUAAAGUCACUGGAGUGCCCAAGCCUGUGGUCACAUGGUACAAAGAUGGACGUACAGUUGAGGCAGAUCCUCAUCACAUCAUCAUUGAGGACCCUGAUGGUUCCUGCACACUGAUCCUAGACAACAUGACUGCAGAUGAUUCUGGCCAGUACAUGUGCUUUGCCACUAGCUCAGCUGGCAAUGCCAGCACUCUUGGAAAGAUUACAGUUCAGGUACCUCCUCGUUUUGUGAAUAAGAUGAGGAAUGCUGUCUUUGUUGCCGGUGAGGAUGCACAGUUCACCUGUGUCAUACAGAGCGCCCCCAUCCCCAAGAUCAGAUGGUUUAAAGAUGGCAGGCUGCUGACUGACCAGGAAAAGUAUCAGACCUACAGUGAGCUCCGUAGUGGGGUUCUGGUCUUGGUAAUAAAAAACCUGACAGAGAGAGACUUGGGACACUACGAGUGUGAGCUUUCCAACCGUCUGGGCAGUACCAAGUGUGCUGCUGAUUUAGUUCUACCCUCUGCUGUGGCUCGCACUGGUGAACAGGCCAUCACUAUUGAAGUUACUGAGCAGGAGAUGAAAAUACCAAAGAAAACCAUCAUUAUUGAGGAGACUAUAACCACUGUGGUGAAGAACCCACGUAUGAGGAGGCACCGAUCUCCCGGCUUAACUGUUGCUGGAUCCCACCGAUCUGAGACAUCCACCCCAGAGCCCCCUACAGUCAGGACGAGGAGGAUGCCCACUCCGAGAAAGACCACCAUCCCUACCCUCUAUGUUACUGAGCCUGAGGGUGCUGAAGCCAGGUCCAUGGAGAUCAAGCCCAGGUGGGUUGAGGUAGAGGAGGUCAUCGAGUACAAGGUCAAUAAAUCUCCCAGGCUUCCCAGGAGGAGAGGCAUCUCACCUGCAGGGUCUGAUCGUGCAGGCACUCCCUCCAGACCCAAAAGGUCUCCACCAGAAAAUCCAAACGCUAACAAUUCCAACAACAAACUGGUGGAGCAGGCUCAAGCUGAGCUGCCGGGAGACGUCAGCAACCAGACGCUUUCCUGGGUAGAAGAGGAGGGAAAUGCUCCCUCUGGUUCUGCCUCUGGAGAGCCUUAUGAGGUCUCAACUGUCCUCACUGCAGCUGGAGAGGACAGCGACGACCUGGACGAUCAACAAACUGUCAUCUUUGAACCUGACGACGAAGAUAACGAUCAUGAUGUGCACAGAAAGCAGGAACCUAAGAUCCUGAAACAAGGGGAUCGCGUUCUGACCCUCGAGGACUUGGAGGAUUACGUUCCAGAAGAAGGGGAGACCUACCGUUCCUCCAACGUCACAGUUGAAAAGCCGUGUGAGAUCUCUGUGCUGCAGAGGGAGAUUGGCGGGUCCACGGUGGGACAGCCAGUGCUCCUGAACGUGGGGCGACCAGUCGUAGCACCGAGGCAGAGGAGCAGCUUCUUCAGUCGCUUCAAGGAGCAUCUCUCCAGCAGCCUUUUCCCGUCCACCUCCCCCCAAACCAGUGGAGCACGGUCCAGGACGGAGAGGCACGUCCCAAUCCAAGUAAGCCACGCAAAGCUGGAAGUGAAGCCCUCAUACUGCUCAGAGGUGCAGAGAGUUGAGGGCGGGCAGCAGAGCUUUAAAACAAAAGUGUCGACUCAGACCUACGGCUACACAUCAGUGGGUAAGCCAGUCACUCUUCAAAUUAGAGAUAACCUUUAUCAGAACCAGUAGAGGCAAACAUUUUUAAUUUGGUACCAUAAACCCUUUUAGUCUUAAAUGGGGACAUUUCUACUUACAUGAUGAAAAGGAGCAUAUCCUAACCUCAAGUACAUUUACUGCAUUUGACAGACCAUUCCAUGUUGAAGCUUCCCAUCAGAAAAUAGGCUCUCUGAGUCUCUUUUUUUUUGUCAAAUGGCUAGAGUCACCUUGUCUCUCUCGACUGGGCGAGUUGGAAAAUGUAGGCAUGUCACUGUAAGUAGGUUUCAAACUCAUGCUGUUCCUUUACAUCUGCUAUAUGUCAUGAAAAUGUGUUAUACAAUGCGCAUGAGGGACAAAAACCUAGAAACUAAGGUUUGACAUUUCAUUGAUGAAGAGGUUCAUUGUCUGUUGCUGAGCUGUAUUUUGUAAGAAAGAAAAACAUCACAUUUCACUUACACAUAACUUCAUGAAAACCUUGACUAAUAUUAACUGAUCCAGGCAUUAUCUUUAGUAUGAUUCUUGCCAUGUUCAUAUAUAUUUGUUUUGGUUUUACUUUUGUACCUUGCAAGAAAUGUUGCCUUUUGCACUUUUGCAGUGUCUUGAAUUCCUGGAUCAGCAAACAUUAUUAUUGACUUUUAAUGAGGUCAUGACUAUAUGUUUCAAUUUCAGUGUUGCAAUAGUUAAAUAUGCACUGAUUAUGUAACAUUAACAACAGAACUUUAGUGACUGUUGUGGUCCAUAGGCUGUUUAAGUUUAAUCAAAGAUGUACGGUCAAACUAUAGUCAGUUUGGUAAAAUCUCUACUACUUUGGUUGUUUGUGAACGAUUUCUUGAUGAGCAGUUUAUAUGAAUAUGGCAUUUCUACAAGCAUAUCAUGUAGUAGGUGAACUGACAACCUGUUUCACAGAAGAUGUUUAACUGUGUUUGACUGCAUUUGUUUGCAGAUAUGUCUACAGUGAAUUUAGCUUUUUAGACAUUUUUGACAUCUGUUGAUGCAUUGCAAUGACCUGUGAACUCACAGGAUAUCACAGGGAUAUUCAUGUAUGUGAUAGAGUAGAUGAGUGACUGCAUGUACUUGCUUUUCCAAAGCAGAUGUGUUUAUCCAAAGGAACCUGACCUGUCAUAUUUGAUUAUGAGCAAAAGUCUGUGCUGAGUACUUGAGCUCACAGAAUUUACUACCUUUUCAAUGCAAUUUAAAAAGUGACUAGAAUAACUGCCUCCUUAAAGAUGUGUGGUGUUGGUGUUGUAGUCUGCUAUAAGGAUCAUGUUAUGUAAUAAUAUUGAAGGCACUAACAGAUUGUAAUUGCUUCUACUGUACAUGUGUAGUUUUUGGAAAUAUGAGAAACAUUAAAUAAAUGUCCUGCAAAUAA